Colletotrichum godetiae is the source of this 867-nucleotide messenger RNA. RefSeq lists its product as uncharacterized. The record is from RefSeq and is a predicted model, not a curated record. Bases 1 to 867 code for a protein of 288 amino acids. NCBI's taxonomy places the organism in Eukaryota, Fungi, Ascomycota, Sordariomycetes, Glomerellales, Glomerellaceae. The transcript has a single exon.
AUGGUUUCAUUUGCCAAAGUUUUGACAGAGGCACGGCGACUCCAAAGAGCGCAAACACCCCCGCGCCAUGAAGGGGCGGGAACCUUUCCUCCGCCAUCGUUCCUGCGACCAAAUGAACAGCGAAUGGUUGCGCGACCGGAAGCGCCCAUCCCGUCACGAGAACUCGUAAGACGUCGACGAGCAGCCAAUGCAGCUCAUGAUGCACCCCAAAUUCGAUCCAAGUUCUAUAUCGUACCAAGUCCAACAGGCACCGACCCGACAUUGACCAGACUUGCGGAACCAAGACACGUCAUUGAGUGUAUGGGACAUGAUAAGCCCGCCCCACAACUCGAUUGCCCAGAAGUGGACGACUUCUUUCUGCUCAAGGACGCGGAUGUGAUGGAAGAUGAGAUUUGGUUUGCUUUGACGCCGAUCACCCGAUUCUGGAAUCCUAACGCAGCGUAUGAGGCGAAACGCAUUCUGGACAAAAAUCGAUUCGAUUGCUUACUGGUCAUCGGAAUAUGUCGCGACAGCACCAGAUUGAGUCUCCACCUUUUGAACGACUACUGCACGGGCAGCAUACUCGGGCCUUGGAGAUUGGCUGAACAUACGCUAGACAGCUUGCUCGAAAGCAAUGGCUGGGUAAACAUUAAAGACGGUAUACACCCACAGAGGGUGUCUCUCGCCAUCGGCCACGCUUUCCACAACGGCUACCGUGUACUGCAGCGACCUGGAUCGGACGCUGAGUACCAGGGGAUCAUUGUAGUUGGUGCCUAUGCAACGUAUCCUAAAUUGGCCCGAUUGGGAGAGGUCGACUGGAUUAUCUUGCACGAAGAUGCCACAACAAUGCUGGAAUGUAUCACCAGCAAGCCCCUGCGUCUCUCAUAA